UUUUCCCUGAACAGAGUCUUCCAGUGACUGAAGGCAACCAGUGAUGGAAGGGGGCAGCAACAGCUCCUCAGAGCGCUUCAUUCUGAUGGGUCUCUCUGACCAUCCCAAGCUGGAGAUGAUCUUUUUCAUAAUCAUUCUCUUCUCUUAUAUGCUGACCCUUGUUGGGAACUCAACCAUCAUCCUGCUUUCCCGCCUUGAUGCCCGGCUACACACACCCAUGUACUUUUUCCUCAGCAACCUCUCCUCCCUGGACCUCGCCUUUACUACCAGCUCAGUCCCCCAAAUGCUGAUCAAUUUAUGGGGCCCAGACAAGUCCAUCAGCUAUGGUGGCUGUGUGACCCAACUCUAUGUCUUCCUUUGGUUGGGGGCUACUGAGUGCAUCCUACUUGUGGUGAUGGCAUUUGACCGCUAUGUGGCAGUUUGCCGGCCCCUGCACUACACAACCAUUAUGAAUCCUCGGCUCUGCUGGCUGCUGGCUGCUGUGAGCUGGUUGGGGGGCUUGGGUAACUCUGUAAUCCAGUCCACAUUUACUCUGCAGCUCCCAUUCUGUGGACACCGGAGGGUAGACAACUUCCUGUGUGAGGUGCCCGCCAUGAUCAAGCUGGCCUGUGGAGACACAAGUCUCAAUGAGGCCGUGCUCAAUGGUGUCUGCACCUUCUUCACUGCAGUCCCACUGAGUAUCAUCCUGAUCUCCUACUGCUUCAUUGCUCAGGCUGUGCUGAAAAUCCGCUCUGUGGAGGGGCGGCGAAAGGCCUUCAACACUUGCCUCUCCCAUUUAGUAGUGGUGUUCCUCUUCUAUGGCUCAGCCAUCUAUGGGUAUCUGCUUCCGGCUAAGAGCAGCAACCAGGACCAGGGCAAAUUCAUCUCCCUCUUCUACUCUGUGGUCACACCCAUGGUAAAUCCUCUCAUUUAUACUCUAAGGAAUAAGGAAGUGAAGGGAUCCCUGAGAAGGCUGCUGGGGAAAGGAAGAGAAGCUGGCUGAGAGACGAGGAAACUCCUUUGUUAUUGUCUCUUCAUUUCUGCACACUUUUUCUCAUUAUUUCUCUGGACAGGUGAGCAUGAGGAGUACUAACCCCAGUAAAUCAAGGCAUAUCCAUGAAUGCCCUGAACUGUUGGUACAUGGUUAGUGGUAUUUGAUACAAUCUAUAUUUACCAGAAAUCCCACUGUGGGCUACAGAUAACAGGGCAGAUGUGUGUUGUCGAAGGCUUAGAAGGUAUUGACCUAUACAGUUCUGUCUCACUUUCUUUGUCAUAUUACUUAUUGUGCCUUGUAUUUCUGCAAAGUACUGUAUGUUUCUAAAGAAAGCAAAUUUACUUGCAUUUUCUUCAUGUUUCUAUAAUUUGAUGAAAUCAAAUCAUCUAUUAUUAACUGCAUAUGAAAACCUGCCAGAAGCUAUCCAUGAACUGUACAUGAACCAAAUCUGCAAGGAAACCACUGGGUAGGAAAGUCUGGUAUCCAGGAACUCACAGCAGAACUCCUGCUGGUCUGAGAUGACCCAGUACAUGUGAUAUCCUAUCUAGCUUUGCCAGUUCAACACUGCACUGGAGUUGGCGUGACCCACUGGAGCCACAUAGACACAAAGCCUCUCAGAGAUGGGUGUGGCUUGCCAAGAUGCCAAUUAACCUGUUGACUGCAGGACACCAGGAAGGAAGACUCCACCUGCUGAAAUCUUAUCCCUGCCUUUGAUGUACUCUCCCUUAAAUAAAGGACUGGAGCCAUUUUCUAGUUGUUUGGUUCCAGCUCCUACCAGGACUGGAGAACCUAUCAGGUACUCCAUUAGAACCUAUUUUCUGACUCUGGCUCUUAAUUCUUAACUAAUUAUUUCAGACUUUCUUUUUCUUAGGUGACUCAUCACCUCCUGAGCAGAAAACUACCCUGGCAGGGUGCUGGCAACCCCACAAUAAAAACACAAGCAAAUCA
Molecule: messenger RNA, 1921 nt
Organism: Ictidomys tridecemlineatus (thirteen-lined ground squirrel)
Lineage: Eukaryota; Metazoa; Chordata; Mammalia; Rodentia; Sciuridae
Source: RefSeq, a predicted model, not a curated record